ACGCCGUUCAUCUCUUCAUACCUCCCUUACUACCUUUGAGGACCUAUCAUCUUUCGAUUAUGCCUCGUAAUACCAGGACCAACAUGGACAACGAUAUCGAGGCGUUCAGUCAUACAGCACCGCCUCCUCCUUAUCCUGGGUCCGAUCAAAACACACUUUCAGGUCAAGUUCAGUAUGACCUUACUCCUACGCCUCAUUCACUCAAUCGGCCUCGUUUACCCGAGGAUAAGCGCAAUCAGUUUCUUGUCAAUCUUCCCGAGGACGUGACCGUUGUCAAAUUUCAAACCAUUGUCCGUGAAGGCAAAGAGAUCGUUGUAGGACGUAUCAAAGUCCCUAUCGCAGCCGCUAAUCGACAUGCUUUUAUUCUUCGUCGUUAUGACACGAACGCUAUUUCACUGACCACCAUGUUCAAAGUAGCUUUUCCAGGUGCAUCCGAGGAAGAUGAGAAGAGAGAGAUGAGUUGGGUCGAAAGUACUUAUGAUACCCGUAAUACCAAUGGUGGACGUGGUAGUAGCGAUGUCCGUCUAGCGGGGCAAUGGGUGAGCGGUCAUCUAGCAAUCCAUUUAGCUCCGGCAUACGGUAUCUCAAACUUGGUCACGGCAUUGGCGCGAGCUGUGCCUGAUCCGACGGUAGUAUAUCACAAGUCACGACGGUCUCAGGCGGCUGCCGAGCAUAUCGCAAGGGGAAAAACUCCGCCUGCAGCGGUGACGCCGACCCCUAUCGUCCCUUCCAUGUCGUCGGAAACUACGCCAGCUCCAAAACGAGUCCGUAGACAGAGUCCUCGCGUCAACAGACCUACAGCUUCUUCGAAUGACCAAAGCGCUGCUGAAGAGGACACGACUCGUCAUUUGACUCUGGAAGCCACCACCACCGUCACUGCGCCAGCUAACGCAAACGUGGAUAUGGACGCCGAGAUUCAAUCCGCCAAGCAGUUGGUCAUGGAUCUCAAACGCGAAUUGCAACUUCGGGCUUCCGUCGGGGAGGAAUUGGAAGAUCAAGGGUAUGUUAUUGCUGAAAACAGCCGCGGUGUGAAACGGGGCAAGGGUGAAGAUGAUGGAGUAUCCAUCUCGGGUGGUUCUUUGGUCAAGGAUAGAUUGGUAAGGAAGAACAAGAGGGUGGUAGCAGACGGAAUGACGCAGACGGCCAAACGAGUGGCAUGGGGUGCACUAAUCUUCGGCCUUGGCGUCGGCGCUGCG
Tremella mesenterica DSM 1558 is the source of this 1196-nucleotide messenger RNA. RefSeq lists its product as uncharacterized. The record is from RefSeq and is a predicted model, not a curated record. Lineage: Eukaryota; Fungi; Basidiomycota; Tremellomycetes; Tremellales; Tremellaceae. The transcript has 6 exons. Gene Ontology annotation, molecular function: DNA binding. The annotation marks the transcript as partial. Gene Ontology annotation, biological process: meiotic attachment of telomere to nuclear envelope; mitotic telomere tethering at nuclear periphery. Gene Ontology annotation, cellular component: nuclear membrane complex Bqt3-Bqt4.